CUCUAUGGAAGGAAAGACGUGCAAGAAGGUGACGGUUAUCGUUUGGUGACAAGAAAAGCCCCAAAGGGUGUAAACUGUUUUUUAGCAUAGAGUUUCUUACAAUAAGCUAUAUGGUUUUUUUACAGUACAAAAGCUUCCGAGUUCUCCAACACACCACUGGCGUAUGUCUAAGCUGGACAGGUUUACCACUCCUAAUUUCACUUUGCACCGAUUACGCGGGCCAUACGCACAACACGGUAGUUGUGUGCAAUCAGGUGCUGCCAACAAUUAUUAAGUACGUCAGCAGACCCGUACUUUCCCCGCAAUGCAGCGUUGGUCGCCUGCAUAAAAAUACUCUGCGGUCGUCUCAUGUCGUCUGCUGCCGCCUAGCAACGCCGCUCCUGGGAACAACGCCAGCGCCAUCGCCACUGCCAUUAGGUAAAAAUGGCGGACGAGGAGAUCUACUGCGGAAGCUGGAAGAUUACGAAAUGCAUAUCACUCGCGGCGGGCACGGAAGUUACAGAAGUGGAAGGCACCGUUUUCACAUUGGACGAAAGCGGCGACCUGUCGUGGACGAUCCCGGACCAUGCAGCCCAGAUGCCUUUCUUCAGCUGCGAGACCUACGAGGUUUUCCUUGGGAACCCGCACUACAUACGGUUCUUUGGAACGUUUGCUGGACACAUGAUCGAAUUUCGGGUAGCGCAUGCGGAUGAAGACGGCAUCAACCUUAUCUACGAGGGGUGGUGCGUGCUGCAAUGUGUCAAACUCGCAGAGAAGGAAGUCGGCUGGGACGAGCCCUUCUCCUACCUGCCCGCCCUGGAGGAAGGAUACUUUUCCGACGCCAUCAUCACCGCCAAAGGUGGAAAAGAGUUCCCAGUUCACCUGACCCUGCUUCGGCUAAGCUGUCCAGCCGUGGAAUGGGCUGCAGGCAAGCCCAGCCCACUGGAUGGGUUGCCCGAGGACGUCGUCGCGGCAGCGUUGCACUAUGCCUACGCCGACUGCCUGCCACCGACGCUGACCGAGGAGACAGCGAAGGCAUGUGUCUCGCUGCUGAGCCCGCCGGCUGCCGUCGGAUUCGAGCGUCUCGUCGACCUCUGCGAGCUCUUCCUGCGCAGCAUGGCCGUUAAGCAGCGUGUGGUGUCACUUAUCAAUGAAAUGCACCAGUGUGCCGCGAUUGUGGCAGACUGCUUCAGUGCUCCAUCCGGCGGCAGCGGAGAAGGCGGCGCCGCCGCGGAAGGAUCUGUGUCGCCCACGGCGAGUCCCGCACGCCUCUGCUACGUCGUGGGCCAGGCACUGCGGGAGUGUGCCGUUGGGGCCUCCAAGCUGCUGCUCCUGUGUGGUGUUUCCUCGCGGCAUAAGCACCUGCUCUCGCGAGACGAGAGACAGCAGAUCGUCAUGCACUGCGUCUCGAGGUUGCCCGCAUUUAUGAGCCAGCUACAAAAGCUUCUGGAGGCUACGAAGAGGACAUUUGGAAACCUUUCGUUUGCAGAAAGGACAGCUAUAGCCGCAUAUGUUGUCCCCGAAAUUGAGUCUUCCCUAGAGUCGCUCUUCCAGCUCAUCGCAGAAGCCAAGCGAGCCCUGGACCUGAUCAUCAGUCGAAUGACCAACGACAAGAUGACCACAGAACCGUAUGUCGCUGACCUGCCCGUCGGUGAGCUGCUCAACCGGAACCUCAGAAACUCCCUAAACGUACGAGAGUUGGUGAAGCUGCGGAGUUUCUAUGAAAAGGUUUUCAUGACCUUCAUCACUCUCAUGCGGAAAAAGGAAAGCUUCUGUGACAUGGGGGGCGGCAGCAAGAUUCGGUCGGUGACGAAGAACUUUGAACAGUUCAUCGAUGAGAUUCCCAUGCUGAUUCUUCGGAUCGAGGAAAUGCGACUGGCCGUACUCGAGAAGGAGAGUUACACAGAGUGGAAGUUCUUGUUCAGGUUGGGCACCUCCAAAGUGGGGUGGGUGCUGAACAAGCUGGUGAGCCACCGCGAAACACUGCACCUGGUCAUGACGCGCCUCUGCGACCUGGUGGCACGGGACCAGUUCACGGCAGCGCUCGUCGAGCUGGGCAUCGUCGUGCCGACACCCGAGGUGCACCAGAAUGGCGUAGAGGAGGACGAUACCACCUCAGCCAAGGCCUCGCCCGACAGCACGACAGUGACGGCCGAGGCGGACGGCGUCCGCUGUGGUAGCAGCGCUGGAUUGGCUGCGGCAGCGGCUUCUGCAGAGCUCGAACAGCCGCAGAGCGAGCCGAUAGAGUCGUUGUGCGAGCCGCCACCAGCCAAGGACAGCCGGCUGGCGAGGGACAGCUUGCAGCUCUUCCUGGACGGCAAGGGCACGGACAUGUCCUUUGAGAUCGUCGCAGCACCGGGCUACAGUGGUGAUUCGAGUCCAGAGCCAGUCAACGACGCCGUCUCGGGUGGGCACUGGCAGAUUGGGGCACACCGGGUUGUCGUGGCGACCCGCUGCAAUUGGUUCAAGAAGGCACUCCUGAGUGGCAUGCGGGAAUCCAUCGACAGGAAGAUAGUGGUGCACGACACGCAUCCCGAAGUGUUCCAGCUGUUCCUCGAGUACCUGUACCGUGGCUGCCUCAACUCGCAGCACCUUACCACCGAGCAGCUCGUCGAACUCAUGCAGCUCGGGGACCGGUACGAGGUCGACAUGCUGAAAGAGAUCACCGAAGACGCCCUUCGUGACCAUUUGGACGAGGACUCUGCCCUGUUCUUACUCAACUUGGCCGACCAGCUUAACGCUAGGGAUCUCAGGAAUUCGGCACUUGAGUUUGUCGCCAUCAACAAGGACGUGGUAAAAAGCGACAGCUACUCCGAGCUUCCAGACGAUCUACAGACCGAGAUCAUGGAAACCAUAACCUGGUUCAAGCUCAGGAGUUCCCAGCGGCCCGAAGACGUGAUACCAUUCGGGUGCCAGUUCGAGCCUGCCAGUCCCAGUUCAGCAUCGUCCAGCCUCCUCGACAUUGAUGAGUUCGCUUCGGCGCUGAGCAUCUCCGGAAAGGAGACCGAUGCCACGCAGGUCCAGGCAGCAUCGAAGCCACCGACGAAAUGCAAAAAUAAUGAAGUGCGUAAAGAACCUUUCUGUUAUCCUUCCUCCAUAGAUCUUUUUUUCAUGCAUUCGUGAGUAAGUCAGCCACAUGUCCACCCUUUUAUUACAGGUUAUAUUAUUUUGCACCGUGUUGUCUCAUGCUUCAGUUGUCUUGUACAUUACGCAUAUUAGUUCAUGUUCAUCUCUCAUGCUUAUACAUUAUAUUUUGUUUUGCACUUCUUUGUUCUAGUUUUCUCCAAAGUGAGUGUUGCACUUUUCUUUUUCUUUGUACGCUGUUUGACUUGUCAUGUGUGGAGAAAAAUGAUGGCCUAAUUUUGAUAACUCUCUUGUGAUUAAAGCAGUGGGUAGUUUUUUCUCCCCUCUACCUUAUCUUUCUUUUUUUUUUUUUGGAGAAUGUUGGGUCUGUCUCAAGUUUUAUGCCUCUAUAUAUACAUAUACACACAAAUAUAUAUAUAUAUAUAUAUAAUAUGUUGCUGUUGUUGCCGUAGUUUAUUGACAUGCUGUUGCUGAUGGCUUCCCAUGCGCUUUCGCGUUGCUGCUCGGGUUGUCGCUUUGUAUCGCUUGCCUGUUCGUACUUGAACCUGUUGCGAGUGUUGACCUGGUGUGUCUGACAGACUUAGUGGCGUGUGCGCUCCAGUUUCUUGUGCAAUAUUUUAGCGCGUUUGGCACCUUCAUACUUUUGCCUGCUGCGUGACAACUUGCCAUUGGAGGUGGAAGCUUGUGGACCACAGUAAUCCAAAGUACGCCAGUAAUGUCUCAUGAAUGAUGACACACGGCUGUCGAAUGUCUUUAUGAUGAAGUUCUUGGGGCCUCCGAAACCCUUUGUUAUGCAGGUCACAUCAUUGUAAAGGUCAUGCACUGCACAGCUCAGAGUAGAACCAGGACAGAAUCAUUCUUUCAUUAUACAGGUCAUUUCAUUUUAGAGGUGCUCAACUGUAUUUGUUUUCUUUUUUGCUUUUACUUGCAGUGGUAGUUAGGAGUAGUUUGUAGCUAGACAUUGUUUACUGGUCAUUUAGAAUGUUUGGCGGUUCAAACACGUUGAUUGGCUCUCGUGGCAGCUUCUGCUUUCUGUCCCAACGGGGGGUGCUGUGGACACCGAGCUGAUGCAUUGUGAUAUUACAAUGAAUGUGAGGGUCUCUGUGACGCGUUGUGUGUUUAGUCUCUCUUCAGCAAUCGCCCAGCACCCACCAUUAGCGCCAAAAGCGUCUGCCACUAUGUGGACCAAUUACCAUGUUUGAAUCGCUGAGCACUGUAUUGUACAGUACAGUGUUUGGCUGUUGCUUGUAAAGGUGCUUUAUUUGCUUUCAAGAAAGCUGUAGGCACCAUUCGAAUUAUGCUGCGAUUCUGUUUAAAGCUUGGUUUCUUCUUUGUGCACGAUGCAUGUCUGUUUCUGAGUACAGUGUAAAAAGAAGCCUACCCUUUGGAUUUCAGCAAUCUACAAUGCUAUAAGUAGAUUAAAAGACGUGCAGAUGCGGAAGCACACUAUCAGUGCUGCAGAACCGUGCCGUUUUGUCACGUUUCCGGAAUAAAUAUUCGCAAACACAAAUUGCAAAUGGACUCAAGCCACAGUCAUGGUUUUGAGAGACUGCACGCAGCAAGUGGGCUGCUGCAUAUAAUGGCUACAUGUUGGCAUACAUAAUGAAGCCUCUAUGUGCAAUCCUGUGUCCAUUCUCCCUGUGGUUCCAGUGGUCCACAAGCUUCUGUACUCAAAAGUUCACGGCCCACAAGACAUUUUUCAAAGCAUAGCCGCAGGUAUUGUGGUUGCGGAAGUUGAAACACUCUUUGUGCUGCUAGCGCUACUGAUGCGAACUGUUUAUGUGGGCUUUUUUUUUUUUUACCCCAUAUGGUUACACAGCAUGAAGCAGUGAAAAUGCUAUGUUGUCUAUAUUUGGGCAAUCUUCAAAACAGUGAAAGGAAAAUUUCUCGCUCCAGCUUUGUUGAAGUGAGAUCCAAAACAUUUGCUGAAUAAAGGGAAAAUCAGACAUCCACCCGUUUGUAGCAAUUGCUACGAACGGGUGGAUGUCUGAUUUUCCCUUUAUUCAUUACUUCUCUCCACCUUGCGGGUUUCCGCAGAACUACUACGUCAAAACAUUUGCUGUGUGGACCUUUAAUUUUGGAUUUCGUUUGCAGGCCUUGCAAAAUGUUCCCGAGUAUUUUGUUAGUUAGCGAGGUGUUUAUGGUUCAGUGUAGAGUGUUUCAUACCAAACUUACUAGAGGCAGACGUGGCACUAGCGUCUAUGCGCCCCGCCUGUGUAGGGCGCAUAGACGGGGCGCAUCUAGCAUAGAAAUCAGGGUCAGUACAUGGAUCCCUCUAGACUUUGUUUCUUUAGCUUUGAAGAACCUUCUGGGUCCUUGUGUUAGCCUAACAUCGUAGCCUUAUAUUUGCCUAAUGUACUCUCCACUUCGUACCGUCACUCUGUUUUUUAAACACUACGAAUUUAAAUAACCUUUUAAGAUGCCUGAAAUAGCCCCUCCACGGGGAGUGUCAUCGCCCAAAAGCCAUCCAGGUCUAGCAACUUGCACAAUCGGAAAUGUCGAGACAUAUUUAUCCAUUCUAAAUCACAUGAGAGUAUAGAAUACAUGCAAGUGUAAAACAUUCCACUGCUCUGAAGAAAUAUUGCACAACCAGCAUGCAACACAGCUGAACCAAAAAGAAUGAUAAAAGCUGCACUUUGCUUUUCAGCUAAGCCAUGACAAAUUGUAGAAAAAUGCAUGUACCGUCAAACCUCCUUAUAAUGAAGUCACAUGCAACACGAAAAUACAAUCAUUGUAUCCAACAUUCGUUAUAAGCAUAUAUUUGUUACAUGAUAACAGCUAGAAACUUAGUUGCUUCUUUACAUCUGAUAAUUUGUUAUAUCCAUGUUUAUUACAUCAUGGUUCAUCUGUACUACCCAUCAUUCUCAUGGUUGUUGAACUGCAGUACUAGAUUUCUCUCCAGUAAUUUUAGCAGGGAACUAUGGUUCAUUUAACAGGAACGAACUUAUGUCUUACUUUUGCUCUUUUCUUUUACUUAGCUUCUUUGAUAGAAGAAAAUUAAGGUCAGUUUCUGUGCUUCGAAAGCGUUUCACCAAGUACCAUUGAAUGUCUUCUGCGAAUCGCAUUUCACUGCUUCAUGCAGCCCAUGCCUAGAUGGCACCACUGUUCUUAAUGUGCCCACCCAAGUCGUCGGCAGUGACUUUGGGCGAUGAAUUUUUUUCUUUUUUUAGAUGUUUCACAUCUCUCUACUCUGCCCCAACACUUUGACUGGUGCCGCCUUUCAAACGAGUUUGGCGAGGGUGUGUUGGAGUUGUCUCUGUAUCUUUCUAGAUGCCGAGUGUGAUUUAUACCACCACGCCCCCUGUGAGAAGGGUUGAUCUGUUAACCCAACAACCCCCUUGAGAGGAGCUGGUAAAUAAACGUACUGUGAAACUUU
Dermacentor andersoni is the source of this 6439-nucleotide messenger RNA. The record is from RefSeq and is a predicted model, not a curated record. NCBI's taxonomy places the organism in Eukaryota, Metazoa, Arthropoda, Arachnida, Ixodida, Ixodidae.